CGACUCCGCCCACACUUCACGUUAUUGAAGGAAGAAGAAUUUGCUGCAGUCCCUAGUAUUUUGCAUUUUGCAAGAAUCUUUCCCCGUGUUUAGAAAGAAAUUAAGUGUUGCUUAAUUGGUCUAGCCUGUGUUGAGAGCCCAGACGGGAGGGAAUAUAUAGAGGUACCUUCACUCAGCAUUAGUGGAACAUGGACAGCGAGGGCAGAAAGGUUGUCGUCUGCGACAAUGGCACAGGGCAUGAAGAAUGCAGGCCGCGCCGCAAUGAACUCUGUUGGGGCAUCCCGCAGGAAUGAUUGGAAUGUAUUGCACAUCUACAGGUUUGUCAAGUGUGGCUUCGCUGGCUCCAACUUCCCCGAGCACAUCUUCCCUGCGUUGGUGGGUCGGCCCGUCAUUCGUUCAAACACCAAGGUCGGAAACAUCGAGAUUAAGGACUUGAUGGUGGGUGAUGAGGCCAGUGAGUGUCGCUCCAUGCUGGAGGUGUCCUACCCCAUGGACAACGGCAUCGUGCGCUCCUGGGAAGACAUGCUUCACCUGUGGGACUACACCUUCGGCCCUGGGCGCCUCAAUAUCAGCCCCCCAGACUGCAAGGUGCUGCUGACGGAACCGCCCAUGAACCCCACUAAGAACCGGGAGAAGAUUGCUGAGGUCAUGUUCGAGACCUACCAGUUCCACGGCAUUUAUGUAGCUAUCCAAGCCGUGCUCACACUCUAUGCCCAGGGGUUGCUAACAGGUGUGGUUGUGGAUUCGGGUGACGGUGUGACCCACAUCUGCCCCGUGUACGAGGGCUUCUCUCUCCCGCAUCUCACGCGCAGGCUGGACAUCGCAGGGCGUGACAUCACACGCUACCUCAUCAAGCUGCUGUUGCUGCGCGGCUAUGUCUUCAACCAGUCGGCGGACUUUGAGACGGUCCGCAUGAUGAAGGAGGAACUAUGCUACGUGGGAUACAACAUAGAACAGGAGCAGAGACUGGCCACAGAGACCACCGUGCUAGUGGAGUCAUACAUACUCCCUGACGGUCGUCAGGUGAUGGUGGGAGGGGAGCGGUUCGGGGCCCCUGAGGCCCUCUUCCAGCCUCACCUCAUCAAUGUAGAGGGAGCCGGCGUGGCUGAGCUGCUGUUCAACACCAUCCAGGCUGCUGACAUAGAUCUCAGGUCUGACUUCUACAAGCACAUUGUGCUGUCUGGAGGCACCACCAUGUACCCCGGCCUUCCCUCCAGACUGGAGAGAGAGAUCAAACAGCUCUACCUGGAGAGGGUGCUGCAGGGGGACACUGAGAAGCUCUCUAAGUUUAAGAUCCGCAUUGAGGACCCUCCACGGCGUAAACACAUGGUGUUCAUGGGUGGCGCAGUGCUGGCUAACAUCAUGAAGGACAAGGAGUCCUUCUGGCUGAGCCGGGCUGAGUACCUGGAGAAAGGCCUAAGGGUUCUGGACAAACUGGGAGGAGGCGUGAGAUAAAGGUGAAAUAGGGGUUAGGUAGGGUCUCACACAGACGAGGUCUGGGGGUGCCGGACAAGCUGGGGCGCAGCAAUAGAUAGAAGUGCUCGGUCGUAUUGACUUGGCACAAAUGGAAGAAAACGCUGUGCUCUAAUGAACACGACACUGGAUAAAAUGGGGGCCGGGGUCAGCUAGACUUAAUACAAAAGAAAGAGUGUAUGAUACUGUGUUAAAAACUGUGAUUCUGUAAUAGAGAAAUGAUCAUGCUUUCCUGGAUGCAUAGGGGCCAGCCAUUAGCUCCGAUUAGAAAUCUCUGUUAUAAAAAGCAUGACAUAGAAUAGCAUUCUCCACUUCGUAACGAUCAACUUUCCAAGAUGUUUUCCUUGUCAAAUUGACAUAUUGUAUUGCAUACAGUACAACAAUUACACAGUACAAUUACACAAUAGAAUUGUACAAUUGUAAUGUUUCACAUUUUUACCAUUUUAAUUCUCACUGUGUCAAAUUGAACCCUUUUGAUGAGGUUCGUUAUGUUGUUUCAAAUGCAGAUGAAAAUAAAUACAACUGACUUUAAUCUAAAUGCCAAAUGGAAUAAAGUGAAUGUUAUGGUCUUUGACUGAAUAGCC
Messenger RNA from Oncorhynchus tshawytscha (Chinook salmon), 2057 nucleotides. Its product is annotated as actin-related protein 2. The record is from RefSeq and is a predicted model, not a curated record. The transcript is spliced from 10 exons. Bases 226 to 1455 code for a protein of 409 amino acids. Gene Ontology annotation, molecular function: actin filament binding. Gene Ontology annotation, cellular component: actin cortical patch; Arp2/3 protein complex. Gene Ontology annotation, biological process: Arp2/3 complex-mediated actin nucleation. Lineage: Eukaryota; Metazoa; Chordata; Actinopteri; Salmoniformes; Salmonidae.